Cutaneotrichosporon oleaginosum is the source of this 1563-nucleotide messenger RNA. RefSeq lists its product as uncharacterized. Gene Ontology annotation, molecular function: transmembrane transporter activity. Gene Ontology annotation, biological process: transmembrane transport. Lineage: Eukaryota; Fungi; Basidiomycota; Tremellomycetes; Trichosporonales; Trichosporonaceae. The record is from RefSeq and is a predicted model, not a curated record.
AUGUCGAAGCCUCGCUCAGACUCGCCAGAAGCAGGCGACGUGGUCUCUGACAAAGUCGAGUCUCCAGACCUAGCCGCCCGCACCGUCCUUUACUCGCAGAGCGAGUCCGAUGCGCAGUCCGACGCGAGCACCCACGUCGACGGCGAGCUGGACAUUCCGCGGCGGUAUCGCGUCGCGGCAUUCCUACUCGUUGUUCUCUUCUCCACGGGCGCCAACUACGCCGAGGGCGUGAUUGGUCCGCUCAAGACGCGGCUGCGGAAGGAACUGAAGAUCACGAACGCACAGUUCGGCGCCCUUGCCAGCGCCACGGCCAUCGUCAACUCGGUCCUGCCCAUUCUCGGGGGUAUCGGCAUGGACUACUGGGGCGCGACCUACGCGGCCAUCAUCGCGAGCGCAUUCGUUGUAGUCGGCCAGCUCGUCGCCUGCUUCUCGGCCUCGACGAACCGGUACGGCCUUCUGAUCGGGGGGCAUAUCGUGAUGGGCUUCGGCUCGACGAUCCUCGAGGGCACACAGAACAAGCUCUACGCGCACUGGUUUCACGGCAGUCUCCUCGGUUUCGUGAUCGGCACUGACAUCGCGUGGGGCCGCGUAGUCUCCAUCGUGAUCCGAGCGACGGCGGUGCCGCUCGCGAACAUCGGCAACUGGUGGGGCUGGGCGCUGUGGGUUCCCUUCUUCGUGUGCUGCCUCUCGUGCGCAGCCACGCUUGCUUACUGGGUGUUUGAGCGGCGCGUCCCCGUCCGCUACCGCCCUGUACUGGGGCGACACGCGCGCGCCAAGGAGGGCGGCAAGCGCAAGGUCGAGUGGAACCUCCUCGUGGUCCUCCCCAAGUUCUUCUGGAUCCUGUGCUCGACGCAAGUGCUCCAGAACGCCGCGGUCAGCGUGUACUCGUCCAACCUCGCGGACAUGCAGGUCGUGACGCGCGGCACGAAAGAGCUUGCUGCGGGAUACAACUCGUCGCUGCAGGGCAUCGUACCGAUCGUGCUCACGCCGCUUGCCGGCUUGUUCUUUGACAAGAUCGGCUGGCGCUGUGUAUUCAUCUCGUGGACCGCGGCGCUGUAUGUGGUCGUGUUCGUGCUGAUCGGCCUUACGAAGGUUCACCCGCUAGCGCCAAUCCUCAUCUCCUCGUUUGCGCUGUCGACAAAUGCCAUCACAUUCAACGCGUGUAUCCCUGUGCUGGUUGGGACGCAACAUCUGAUGGGCACGGCGUUUGGCGUGUGGCGGGCGUUUCAAAACUGCAACACGCUCAUCCUCGAAGUCGCCGCCGGCGCGAUCCAAGACCGCACCGGCUCGUACACGGGCGUAAUCUACCUCCUGAUCGCGAUCAAGAGCGUCGAGUUCCUCAUCGGGCCCAUCUACGACUACUUGGACGGGCGGUGGCUCGGGCACAGCCUGCGCAUGCCCGAGAAGCAGCGCACCGCGUUCCGGCGCGACGCGCUGCUCUCGGGGCACGCGUACGAGGGCUGGCGCGUCAGCCGGCGCGUGCGCAGCGCCGUGCUGCUCCAGCUCGGCGCGAUGGUCGUCACGGGCUGGACGCUGUAUAUUGUCUAUUCGUUGGGGACGUAG